CGGCCGACUUAACCGUCUUUGCCUCGAGGUGUGCGGGCUGUUUGGGUGCGGAAGGGGCCUGCUCGGGACGCCGCGUCGCUGGCCCGGCUGCCGGAGCGGCCGGACGGGGCCUGCAGCCGAGCCUGGCCGGCCGGGGCAACGUCGCUGCUCUCCCAGCCCCCGCCCUCCCUGACGCAUUCUGCCGCACCAGCUGUAACAUGGCGGCGGUGGCGGCCUGAGCCCCGGGGAGCUGGGUGGGUGGUGGAUGCUUCCACAUCGUGAGGAGCGAGACAAUUGGAUCAGUUGUCCUGUGGUGUUUUUUUGUUUUGAUUUUUUUUUUUUUUAAUUUAAAGAUUGAACUCUUGGACCAUGGGAAUCAAGGUUCAGCGUCCUCGAUGUUUUUUUGAUAUUGCCAUUAACAAUCAGCCAGCUGGAAGAGUUGUCUUUGAAUUGUUUUCUGAUGUCUGCCCCAAAACAUGCGAGAACUUCAGGUGUCUUUGUACAGGUGAAAAGGGGACAGGAAAAUCAACUCAGAAGCCAUUACAUUAUAAGAGCUGUCUCUUUCAUAGAGUUGUAAAGGAUUUUAUGGUUCAAGGUGGUGACUUCAGUGAGGGAAAUGGACGAGGUGGAGAAUCUAUUUACGGAGGAUUUUUUGAAGAUGAGAGCUUCGCUGUUAAACACAACAAAGAGUUUCUCUUGUCGAUGGCCAACAGAGGGAAAGAUACAAAUGGCUCACAGUUCUUCAUAACAACGAAGCCAACACCUCAUUUAGAUGGGCAUCAUGUUGUUUUUGGACAAGUGAUCUCUGGUCAAGAAGUUGUGAGAGAGAUAGAAAACCAGAAAACCGAUGCAGCUAGCAAACCAUUUGCUGAGGUACGGAUACUCAGCUGUGGAGAGCUAAUUCCCAAGUCUAAAGCUAAGAAAGAAGAAAAGAAAAGGCGUAAGUCAUCGUCAUCUUCCUCCUCGUCAUCCAGUGACUCCGAUAGCUCCAGUGAUUCUCAGUCCUCUUCUGAUUCUUCUGAUUCUGAAAGUGCUUCUGAAGAGAAGUCAAAGAAAAGGAAAAAGAAACAUCGGAAAAAUUCCCGAAAACAUAAGAAGGAAAAGAAGAAGCGAAAGAAAAGCAAGAAAAGUGCAUCUAGUGAGAGUGAGGCUGAGAAUCUUGAAGUACAGCCUCAAUCUACCGUUCGUCCAGAAGAGAUCCCUCCUAUACCAGAGAACAGAUUCCUAAUGAGAAAAAGUCCUCCUAAAGUGGAUGACAAGGAAAGGAAGAACAGAGAGAGAGAAAGAGAGAGAGAGUGCAACCUACCUAACUCCCAGCCUGCUUCGUAUCAGAGACGACUUUUAGUUACUAGGUCUGGCAGAAAAAUUAAAGGAAGAGGACCAAGGCGUUAUCGAACUCCUUCCAGAUCCAGAUCCAGGGAUCGUUUCAGACGUAGUGAGACUCCUCCACAUUGGAGGCAAGAGAUGCAGAGAGCUCAAAGAAUGAGAGUAUCAAGUGGUGAAAGAUGGAUCAAAGGGGAUAAGAGUGAGUUGAAUGAAAUAAAAGAAAAUCAAAGAAGCCCAAUUAGAGUCAAAGAGAGAAAAGUAAUUGAUCACAGGCAUGUGUCUGAGAGUCCAAACAGAAAAAAUGAAAAGGAAAAGAAAGCUAAAGAACAUAAAUCUAACAGCAAAGAGAGAGACAUCAGAAAAAACUCAGAAAAAGAUGAAAAGUAUAAUAAAAAUAAAGUGAAGAAAAGGGCGAAAUCUAAAAGUAGGAGUAAGAGCAAAGAGAAAUCAAAGAGUAAGGAAAGAGAGUCAAAACAUAAUAGACACGAGGAAAAGAAGGUGAGAUCAAGGAGUAAAGACAGAGAUCAUGAGAUUGUUAAAGAAAAAGAAAAGCAGUCUGAUUCUAAAGGAAAAGACCCAGAAAGGAGUAGAAGCAAAGAGAAGUCUAAACAAUUAGAAUCCAAAAGUAAUGAGCAUGAUCAUAAUAAAAAUAAGGAAAAAGAUAGACGUGCACACUCAAAGAGUAGAGAACGAGAUAUAACUAAGAGUAAACACAGUUACAAUAGCAGAACAAGAGAACGGAGCAGAAGCAAGGACAGGAGCAGAAGAGUGCGAUCCAGAAGCCGGGACAGAGACAGAGAUCGUAGCAGAAGCAAGGAGUACCAUAGAUACAGAGAACAGGAGUACAGGAGAAGAGGGAGGUCACGCAGCCGUGAGAGACGAACUACACCUGGAAGAUCUAGAAGUAAAGACAGGAGGAGGAGGAGGAGAGACUCCCGGAGUUCAGAGAGAGAAGAAAGUCAAAACAGGAACAGAGAAAAAUACAGAAACCAGGAGAGUAAGAGUUCACACAGAAAAGAGAAUUUUGAGGGUGAGAAAAGAAUGUACUCAAAAAAUCGUGAUCAUAAUAGUUCAAAUAACAGGGAAAAAAAAGCUGACAGAGAUCAAAGUCCGUUCUCAAAAAUGAAACAAAGCAGUCAGGACAAUGAAUUAAAGUCUUCUACAUCAAAAACUAAGGAGGAUGACAAGACCAGCUCCUCGGCAGAAAAAGAAUACCAAAAAUCAAAGGGUCAAGAAAAUGAUCAUGUACAUGAUAAAAAUAAAAAAUUUGAUCAUGACUCAAGCCCUGGAACAGAUGAAGACAAAAGUGGAUGAGUGAGUUCUGUAAACUUACUUCAUUUUUUGUCUCAAAUUUUAAGUUUUACAGACUUCCUGGUGAAUCUCCUUUAUGUUUUGUUUUCAUUGUUUUUUGGGUUGUUUAUGUUUGUCUUUUUUUUUUAAUGUGGACUUCAUUAAGUUGAUCUUUUGAUAAUCUGUACCUGGAUAAUUUGUACUGCUAAAGUUUUAAUAAACUUGAAAUGAGAAAAACACUUUGGAGUAAUACUGUGUGCUGUGUUAAACUCUUUUAUGUAUGCAUUUUUGUGUUGCACCAUCCAACCAGUAGCAUUCCUAUUUCUUUAAUCAUCUACUUGGAAACAGGCUUAAUGAUCAUUGCAAUACGUUGUCAACAGAAGUUCUUAGUUUUCAUGAUUAGUAAUUUAGAACCUAUCAAUUAAAAAUCUUCUAUGGAUUUUUCUGUUUGCAUUUAUAAUGGCGAGUUGCAGCAAUUUCUUUUAAUUAUACAGGAACAGGAUUUUGUUGAGAUCUUAAAUAUUUUUUUGAUUCAACAGUAAUUUGUGCUUUAAAUAGAUAUUAUGGCACUUUUUACCUUAUUCUUUAUGGUUUCAGCCUUGUCCAUUUCAUAGGAAUACUUUUCCUGUCUGGUUUUGUUUUACUUAACUCAUUUAAAAUCAAAGUUUUUUUUUUUUUUUUUUAUUUGAUGGGCUGAUUGAGUUUCUGUUGCUAUUGUACAGCAUUUGACAGGAAUUAUUCUUUGGGAAAACCAGAUUGUAAUUCUUAAUUCUAUGUUCAAAUUGUUGCUUUUCGAGAACAUGGCUUAACUGCUAUUAUUAUUGCUAUCUUCUUAAAUGAAAAAUACUUUUCUGACUAAAACAUACUACUUGUUCAGGUCCUUAAGGUAGAGAGAUUCUAAAAAUUGUUAGUAAUUUACAAAUUAACUUCUAAGAUCUAUUGUUUUGGCCCUAACCGAUAUAAUGUUGAGUGGUAAAUCUGCAUGGUUUUUUUGUUUGUUUGUUUUUUCUUUUUGAAGUGACUUCUAUAGCUCAUAGUUGUGAGUUCAAAUGGCAAGAAAAUGCAUUUUUUCUAUAUGUGUACCAAGAUAGGCUUUAGCAUGUUUAUGAUUCUAACUUUUUGUUCAGCCAUUAUUGUUAGCUUAAUUUUAAUUUGGCAUGUGUAACAUUUCCAUAUAGAAUAGAAAAUUGCAAAAAUUUGACAAGUUACAAAGUAAACAUAUCCAAAAUCUAUUCGAAUGUGCAUUGUAUUUUGCAAUUUUUGUGAUGUGUUUCUGUAAUAUCUCUACUAAAUAAAACAUUGGACGUCCAACAAACACAAAACCUGCCUCAUUUGAGAAGAAUUUUCAAAAUUCUGAUUACUGUAGCCUCUUAAGUUUUAUACUUUAAUACUUGUCAAUAUAGAAAUCACUCUACUACCACGUUGGUUUCUGGAUAAAUCAAUAGCCAUUCCAAUGCUAUUUGUACUGACUGAAUAAAACAAUGUUUAACUUGAUAUUUCCCAGUAGAUUAAUACAACAGUGCUACUUUUGGGUUAUAAAUUUGGAAUACCUGGAAACAAAUAUCCACAGUGUAUUUUUCCCCUAAUGAUAAAACUAGAUGUUUAUUAAUAAUCCAGGGUGAUUUAUUCCUUAGAGGAUGAUCAGAAACCUGUGUUUGUGAUCAUUUGACUCUUAGUGCCCAACCUGUAUAAUCCAUUGUGUUGUUUAAUCAAAAUAUUUUGUCCUAUGUUCAGUGAAUUGCUUUCAAGAUCUGUUAAAAAAUUAUUCAGAUUUCAAGAAAGAUAUAAUCAAAGGAAGGAUUUCUAAUAAGUGAUGCCUACAUAUAUUUUUAAGACCAUGGUAGGGAAACAUACUUCUGUGUUUUCUGAUCCCACAGUUUUAUCUCAUGUUUGGAUAAUCAGAGGAGCAACUCCAUAUUAAGUAUUAUUUAUUUGCCUUCCCCACCCUCCACGCCCCCCUGACACAUCUCCUAGCCUUGUUAGCUGCUUUGGCAAGUGAGGUGGUGAAGGAGUUGAAGUGAGAGUGGACAAUCAACUGGAUUUUAUUGUUAGAAUGAUAAGGAAUCUUAAUUGAGCAGCACUAACCUCAACUCUUCGCAUUGGAAUAAUACACAGCUCAAAAUGGCCCUUUUCUUAAUUUUUUUUGUUUAUGCCAUCUUUAAUUUGUACUUUCAACAUUGUUUCCUAAGAGUCAGCUAUUGCAUUUUCCCCACCAAAUUAAUUUAACUUUCAUAUCUGAGAUUACAUAGUUCACUUCAAAAUAACUUUGGCUUGAAAUCCUUUAAAGAUGCAUAUAUGUGUGUUUUGAUUGGUGAUUAACUGAAAAUGUCUUCACUAUGUGGGAUUGCGAUGUUUAUAUGAAUCACAUUUCUGGGUUAGCAGUCUACACAGGGAUUGACAAUAGAGAAACUGUUAAAUAUGCAGUAGAGAGGCUAUUGGGUUCUAGAAUAUUCUUAAAUUACUCUAGUUGUAAUUCAUAGAGCAUUGCCAUUUCUUUUAGGUUACUUAACUGAUUCCCUCAAAAUUUGCAAAUAAUUGCUUUGAUAAAUCCUUUUUUGUGUGUGAUUCUAGUAUAUGUUGGCAUUGCUAAUGGCCUUUGAUUUUUGUGCUCAGUGGAAGAUGUACAAAACCAGUGAAGAUUUCUUUCUGUUAUUAGUAGGCAGACAUUGAGUUUAUUAAUAGUGGUGUCAACAAAUAAUUCAAAUGUAUUUGUUAGUUAGCAUUUAGAGCAAGUCUGUGUAUCUUUUAGUACUUUAUUGUACUUUGGUCCAGAUGGCAAUAGUUUUCAUCAUACUGAGAUUUUUAUAUUAAAUUUCUGUAGAAAUUUGUUGAGUUUGCCUUCAUUAAAAGGUACUUUAUGUAUGUCCCAUAUAAUUGUUUUAAAGAAAGAAAAUAGGUAUUUUUCUGUCUACCUUUAAUUUUGUUUACUGUUGCUACUCUACUUUGGAAUCAUACUUUGACAAUUGAAAAAACUUCAUGGACUGUAGGCUGAUAACCUAUUUAUUGUAAAAAGUUGCGCUUUGUUACAAAUAUUUACAGGAUUAGUAGAGUAAGCAAAAAGAAGUGCAUCUUUAGCUGGCUGCCAUCUUUAGUGGUCUUCCCAGCUGCAUCAAAGGGAGUGAGACAAGUGAAAAUUCACUGGCCUGUUGUGUGACAAGGUAUGAAGUAUUAAAGGAAAAGGAAAGCAAGUCAUAAUUAGAAAUCCCAUAAGCAGGGUUCAGAGGAAGUCGUGGGAUUUUUUUGUUACAGGAGGAGUGAAGUAGUUCAGGGGUUGAGACUUUUUUUUUAAAAGCAAGUUUCGUUUUUCUAAAACCACAUGCUCUGUGUUCCCCUUUUGUGUGAUUAAUGAAUUGGGCAUUUCCAUGUGGGGAUAUUCAAUGUUGUGGCUGCUCUCUGUGAAAGGAGAAAAUAGUGAAGUUAAUGCACUUCUUUUCAUAGCUCAGAAGUCACUGUGAUGUAUAUUUUUUUAAUGAAAUUUACAAGUAAAAUUGUUGUCUUCUCAAUUGUAAAACUAGCUUCAAAAUGCUGCUUCUCUAUUAGUUUAGUAACUGUUGAACUGUUUUCUGCAUUUUACAAACUUUAAACUUCAAAACUGUAUUAAUUUUUAUAGUUAAACAUUGUAUUAAAUAAACUAUGCUCUGU
This is a messenger RNA of Ochotona curzoniae (black-lipped pika), 6237 nucleotides long. RefSeq names its product peptidyl-prolyl cis-trans isomerase G. The transcript is spliced from 14 exons. The record is from RefSeq and is a predicted model, not a curated record. Lineage: Eukaryota; Metazoa; Chordata; Mammalia; Lagomorpha; Ochotonidae. The coding region runs from base 349 to 2619 and encodes 756 amino acids. Gene Ontology annotation, molecular function: peptidyl-prolyl cis-trans isomerase activity. Gene Ontology annotation, biological process: protein folding; protein peptidyl-prolyl isomerization. Gene Ontology annotation, cellular component: nucleus.